This is a messenger RNA of Parasteatoda tepidariorum (common house spider), 2502 nucleotides long. It is a transcript of the gene fal, whose product is annotated as SAM and HD domain containing deoxynucleoside triphosphate triphosphohydrolase falten. Gene Ontology annotation, biological process: dGTP catabolic process. Gene Ontology annotation, cellular component: nucleus. NCBI's taxonomy places the organism in Eukaryota, Metazoa, Arthropoda, Arachnida, Araneae, Theridiidae. Gene Ontology annotation, molecular function: dGTPase activity. The record is from RefSeq and is a predicted model, not a curated record.
UGUUAAAUGACAUUUGCUUCAACCGCCCUUGGUAUGGCAACAUUAAGUUUGUGUUUCUAUGGUUUUGUUUGGUAUCGUUUUUGAAUUUCAGUUGUCACUCGAUUUAUGCGCUGAAUUUUUUAAUACAAUUCAUGUUAAAGUUUCAGAAAAUUUCCUGUUUUUUUGUAAUUACUUUGUGCUCUUAUGGCUUUAUGUUAUAAAUCAAAUAAUUCUCUAUGUGAUUAUAAAAAAAGCAUGACAUUCGAAUCUAUCACAAAGAAAUCGCGACACUCGUCGCAAUCUAUGAAGAUUAUAAAUGAUCCUGUUCAUGGGCAAAUUGCUCUACACCCUGUUUGUAUUGCUAUAAUUGAUACUCCUCAAUUUCAAAGACUUCGAAACAUCAAGCAAACAGGAUUUUUAGAAUAUGUUUAUCCUGGCGCAACUCACAAUAGAUUUAAUCAUAGUUUAGGGGUUUGCUUUUUGGCUGGAAAAUUUGCUCAAGAAUUGCGGGAAAAACAACCAGAACUGUGUAUUUCAGAUAUUGACGUUUUAUGCAUUGAGCUUGCUGGCUUAUGCCAUGAUUUAGGACAUGGACCAUUUUCUCACACAUGGGAAAGAUUUGUCAACAUAGUUUCAAGAAAGAAGAAUCUCGGAAAAGUUUGGAAGCAUGAAAUUGUAUCUGCCAAUAUGAUUGACUACCUGAUUGAAGAGAACAACUUAUAUCCUCUUCUUAAUAGCUAUGGUAUAGGACCUGAGGAAAUAAAUUUAGUUAAAGAUUAUAUCAUUGGGACAAAGCCCACAGAUCCCAAUAGAGCAUUUCUUCAUCAGAUUGUGAAUAAUGAUGACUCUGGAUUAGAUGUUGACAAAUGGGAUUAUUUCCUUAGAGACUGUCAUUAUUUGGGUUUGCCUUGUAAUUUUGAGUAUGAACGUUUAAUACAGUUUGCUACAGUUCUUCCGGUGGGUGGAAAGUUUCAAAUCUGUUUUAGAGAUAAGGUCCUAGAGUCUGUGUAUAAUGUGUUUCGAACAAGGAGUAAUUUGCAUCGUAUGGCAUACCAGCAUAAAAUACUUACAACGAUUGAAAGAAUGAUAAUCGAUGCUCUUAUUUUAUCUGAUGGCAAAUGUUUUGGACCUUCUGGAGAGGUAUUGCAAUUUUGGAAUUGGAGUAUUGCUGCUGCACAACCUUUGAGUGAAGGGCUUCAAGAUUUUCUGAAAAAGUAUUGCAUUUUGACUGACGAAGUAGUGUUUUCAUCUAUGAAAUUUUCACCCGAACAGUCUGUUAAACCUGCAUCUAACAUAAUUGAAGCAAUUGAACGGAGAUCUUGUAAAGACUGUGGUUUCUACAAGCAUAUUGGAAUGAAAAUUCUGCCUCAUUAUAUUAGUGAAAGAGAAAUUCAUCAUGGUAUUACUUCUUUUUUGUUAUCUGCCAAUGAAGCUGUGAUGCAAUCAAUUAUAAAUUCUGAUCCUUCAAAAGAAAACUUAAAUCUUACAGACUGCAAUUUCUUGAAACCAGAUGAUAUUUGUGUUUCUGUUCUUUCAAUAAACUGGGGAAAGAAGGAUAAAAAUCCUGUUGAUUCAGUCCACUUCUACUCUAAAAACCUAGUUUUGACCAAAAAUUUCUUUGAAACUUCAGCCUUAUUGCCAAAAUCAUUUGAAGAAAUUCAAGCUCAUGUAAUAUGCCGUCGUAAUGAUCCUUUCGCUAUACAAGUUGCUAGGCGGUGUUUGGAUAAAUUCUUUAACUUUUUUCAUGCUAAUGGGAAUGGGAAAUAAUAGUAUAAAAUAAAAAAGCAGUUUUUGUAAGAAAAGUUACGAAAAGUAAAAAGUAAUCAAUAAAAAUGCUGAUCAGCACACAUCACAAAAUCCAUGUAUGUUAUUUCCUGCAUAUGCAUGCCAAAGUGCUGUUGAUGCAUAAUAUGAAAGACAAAAAAGGAAAACAUGAUGAUGGUAUAUAAAGUAAGAAAGGGUAUAAGAGAAGGUAAUUUAUGUAAAAGGAUGUUUCAAACUUAUUAUUAUUUUUUUCAUUUUAAGUUCUAUACAUUUGACUGCUUUAGUGCUAUUUAUAAUUAUUUCCCAAUUGUUUUAUCUUUUCCUUCACUUUUGUUUUUAUUUAUACUAAAAUAUAUAUGUAUAUAUAUCUAUAUUAAUAUAUUGAUUUAUUUAUUUGGAAUUGUAAAAAUUAUAUUUACAAAUAACAUAUGUUUCUUAUUAUACAUUUUUGGGUCUCUAAACAAGUGCUGUUUAUAAAAAUGGCACAAGUCAUGAGCAAUGUGAUUUCAACAAAGUAUUUGUUUUGCCGUCAUUGUACUUUAAGAAUUUUUUUUAAACCAAAUAUAUUAUUUAGCAUUUAUAUUUUUUAUGCAUUUUUUUUCAUGAGAUAGUAACUAAUUUCUUGUACAGGUACAUAAAUUUCUAACUAUUAGAGUAAGCCUAGGAUAGAUGGUCAUAGUUUUUUUGUAUGAAGUAAAAAUACUAAGAAUAUGGAAACAAGAAAUGUUUAGGCAUAAUUUAAGCUUCAUAAACACAACA